Messenger RNA from Vicia faba (fava bean), 438 nucleotides. The record is from the annotation of a GenBank genome assembly. Lineage: Eukaryota; Viridiplantae; Streptophyta; Magnoliopsida; Fabales; Fabaceae.
AUGGAGUUCUUAAAGUACAAACAAAAACUAGUUGAUUAUACUAAACCAACUGUCAUUCUCCUCAAAUAUGCUAAUGUGAAGGAACAAGGUAAAUUUCCCCUUGUUGUGACAAGCACCUACAAUGUCACAAAUAUACACAUCAACAAAGAUAUGCCCAACAUAAAUGAUUUUAUAAAACGCUUGCCUAAGGAAUCUAGCUUUGGAAAGUCAUUAAGUACCACUAACACCCACACUCGAGGACUUGAUGAAAUAAUCCAAUUGGGUGAGCCUACUUUCUGCAUAACCGUUUCUACAAUCAACAAACUUAUUGCAUUAGAAAAUGGUCGGUACUACAGGGCAUGCCACCAGUGUCCUCAGGUUGCUAAGGGAAAAAUAGCUCUUUUUUCUGUCGAGAUGGACACCAUACUGAAGCUAAGAUUUGGAGGUAUAAGAUUUUGA